This is a messenger RNA of Phoenix dactylifera (date palm), 2836 nucleotides long. The record is from RefSeq and is a predicted model, not a curated record. Lineage: Eukaryota; Viridiplantae; Streptophyta; Magnoliopsida; Arecales; Arecaceae.
CGGGUCCAACUCGGGGGAACUCCAGGCACCAGUCUCCUCUCUUCUCUCGUUCGGAUGGAGGCGCCGCCACUCUCCUCCUCCGGGGUUGCUUCUCACCUUCGAUCUCCCCUUCUUCCUCGUCUUUCUAACACCGGCGGAACGUGGAAUCCGAGAAAGCCCUGUUCCAAAUCCAAGAAGCACCUCUCCAUCCGCGCUUCCUCCCAAGAUUCGACGGUCACCCUGUUGGAUUACGGUGCUGGAAAUGUCCGGAGCGUGCGUAACGCCAUCCGGUAUCUGGGGUUCGAUAUCAAAGAUGUGCAAAAACCAGAAGACAUUCUUAGUGCAAACCGCCUUGUUUUUCCUGGGGUUGGUGCGUUUGCUGCAGCAAUGGAAGUGUUAAAUCAAAAUGGGAUGGCUGACGCACUCUGUAUGUACAUAGAGAAGGACCGCCCCUUUUUAGGUAUUUGUCUUGGGCUUCAAUUGCUUUUUGAGUCCAGCGAGGAGAAUGGUCCAGUUAAAGGUCUUGGCUUGAUACCUGGUGUGGUUGGACGUUUUGACUCUUCAAGUGGUCUCAGAGUACCUCAUAUUGGCUGGAACACUGUGCAAAUUACCAAAGACUCUGGAAUUUUGGAUGACAUUGAAGGCCAACAUGUCUAUUUUGUUCACUCAUAUCGUGUUCUGCCUUCAGAUGCCAAUAAAGAUUGGAUCUCAUCAACAUGCAACUAUGGUGAAAGCUUUAUUUCUUCUAUAACAAGGGGGAAUAUUCAUGCAGUCCAGUUUCACCCGGAAAAGAGUGGAGAUGUUGGGCUUUCCAUAUUGAGAAAGUUUCUCAAUACAUCAUCUUCAAAGACAAAAAAAUUGGCUUGUGGAAAAGCAUCAAAACUUGCAAAGAGAGUUAUUUCAUGCCUUGAUGUGAGGACGAACGAUAAAGGGGAUCUUGUAGUAACCAAAGGAGACCAAUAUGAUGUAAGAGAGCAUAGAGAUGGAGAUGAGGUGAGAAACCUUGGCAAGCCAGUGGAGCUUGCAGGUCAGUAUUAUAAGGAUGGCGCUGAUGAGGUUAGUUUUUUAAAUAUAACAGGCUUCCGUGACUUUCCUUUGGGAGAUUUGCCAAUGUUACAGGUGCUACGCUGCACAUCGGAAAAUGUUUUUGUACCACUAACAGUUGGUGGUGGUAUAAGAGACUUCACAGAUGGAAGUGGAAGGCACUAUUCGAGCUUGGAAGUGGCAUCAGAAUACUUCAGGUCUGGUGCAGAUAAGAUUUCAAUUGGAAGUGAUGCAGUUUUAACUGCAGAAGAAUAUUUAAGAACUGGAGUGAAGACUGGAAAGAGCAGCUUAGAACAAAUUUCACGUGUCUAUGGAAAUCAGGCAGUAGUCGUAAGUAUUGAUCCUCGCAGAAUGUAUGUCAGGAGCCCUGAUGAUGUUGAAUUUAAGACUGUAAAAGUGACAACUCCAGGUCCAUUUGGAGAAGAAUAUGCAUGGUACCAGUGCACAGUCAGUGGUGGACGUGAAGGUCGACCCAUUGGAGCUUAUGAGCUUGCAAAAGCUGUUGAAGAACUUGGAGCUGGGGAAAUACUACUAAAUUGCAUUGAUUGUGAUGGUCAGGGUCAAGGGUUUGAUAUAGACCUGAUCAAGCUGAUAUCAGAGGCUGUCACAAUUCCUGUCAUUGCAAGCAGUGGUGCUGGUGCCGUUGAACAUUUCUCUGAGGUUUUUAAGAAAACAAGUGCUUCAGCUGCUCUUGCUGCUGGUAUUUUCCAUCGCAAGGAGACCCUUUCCAAAUUGAAACAGGAAGCGGUACAAAUUAAUUUGGAACUUGUAUGAUCGGAAGGUACGUCAAGAUGAUUUGGAAGAGUUGUUGCCACGUUGGCUCACAUCAAGUGCUGGCAGGACACGUGGCCUGUCAGGUGGCUAGCCACAAAAUUAUGUGCAAAGUCCAUAUCCCAUUAAGGUCCCCAUUUUAUCAGUGAAAGAGCAUUUGUUGCAAGAAGGUAUUGAGGUCAGAAUACCAUGGACAUGAGGAAGGCGUCUAUCUCCAAAGCAAUACUUCAAAAUGGAUUGUGUUGUCUGCAAAUGGCGUGCUGCAGCAAAUACAUUUUAUUUUUGACCGAGGAUUUCAUGUUUAUUUUUUGCAGCUACGUUUUACUGAGCAGGAUGAAACUCCAUGUUUACAUGGCCUUUUAUUUAUGGCAGCCCCUGUGCUCUUUGGUCAUGUUAAAGAAUUUGUAGUGAUGUAAUAACAAUUGAAGGGGAAGAUGCGCACGGACCAAAAAUAUUAUCAUGCCCAUCAAUUUGGGCUGAAUAUUUUGUGUUAUGAUCUCUCUGUUUCAUAUCAGCAAGGAGUAAAAGAAAAGCAGAGGAAAAGGGCGGCUCAUUUCUCAUCCUGACAGCAGCUAAGCCGGGCUGGUAUUUGAAGCUGAGAAUGAGGGCUUUUGGUAUGUCAUGUGGGCGCUACUGAAAUUCCCUUCUCUACUAGGCGCGUUAAGUAUUUGUGUAGUCCAUUAUUGUACGUCGGCCCAUGUUCUUCGGCGCACUCUACCGUGUGCUGCUUCUCUGGCGGGGUGGAGGAAGGCCCUGGGUCAAAGCCAACAAAUGCCAAAGCACCUUGUUGUUUAUUACAACGUCGUUGUUAGAAAAGCUUUUAUUUCAUUUUUUUUUUUCCUUCUCAUAACCUAUGAUGAUUUAGAAUGUGGAAGAUUGGUUGGGUUUCUAGUUUUGAUGUGAAUUUGGGAAUUGAUUCACUGGGUUGUUUAAUGCAAGCACUGUGCAGGCGUGCGCAUGCAUUUUGUGGAGGUAAAUCUGUCUCUCAGAGAUUAGCAUUGUAACAAUCGUUGCUUCUGAAUCUAGAUUUAUAUUAUCUAAA